This is a messenger RNA of Linum trigynum, 1372 nucleotides long. Lineage: Eukaryota; Viridiplantae; Streptophyta; Magnoliopsida; Malpighiales; Linaceae. The record is from the annotation of a GenBank genome assembly.
AAGUAGGUUGGCUUCUCUCACUAAAAACUCUCGGAUUACUUAUCUCUCUAAAAGCAAACUCUGACUUAAGCGUCGGAGUGCUAACGGGUGGUUCCAAGCCCACUAGACGUUUGCCUGUGCAGGAUCUAUACGCCUGUCGGGAAGCACAUUAAUUAAAGACGAGAAGUCGGGUUCUGAAGUACCGUGGCUUCAACAAUAUUAUUUGUAAAAAAAAAAAAAAAAGACUUGAGGUUCCCGCGGAGUUGCAGCCAACGCCCAGAAUCAGUGGCUGCUUUGUUGCCUAUUGCCUAAUAAGUAAUAAGUAAUAACCAUUCCCUCCACUGCGCAAUGCCAAUCAACUAACAUCCAAUUCUUCGUUUCGAUAAUAAAAAUACAUUUCGUCCCUUCGGGGACAUCCGAUAAUAAAAAUACAUUUCUAUUCGUGACCGCCACGUGUCCACUAUCGGGAUAGAUGUAAUGGAAAGCUAAAGCCUCCCCUUAUAAUAGAAGCUGCCGUUCAGCAGCUACCAAAAAGGAGGCGGAGAACAAAAUAAGCAGAGAAAGAAAAACCGAAAAUGGCGUCGCUCAGUGCUGUAGCGCGACUGCGGCUUCCUCCGCCUUCACAUCAUCACAAGAUUCCUAGUCGGCGGCUGAGUCAGAAUCGCCACCAUCAGCAGCAGAAGGAGGUUUUCUAUCCUCUCCUUGCCACAUUCGAUUCUCCCCAAUCGGUCAUCUUUCCCAGGUCCAAAUGCGUCAUGGGACUGCAGCGGAGGCGGCGAAAUGGGUCCGCCGUCGUGUGGGCGUCUCCAUCCUCCAACUCCGAUCCGGCACCGACGACGAAGGAUGUUAAUGAAGAGAGUGGCGGGCAGGGUCCUCCAUUGCUCACAAUUCUUGCUGGGUUUUUGGUGUUCUUAGGGUUUUGUUGGGUUGUAGUUACUAUUGGUACAUGGUUGUUCAACCUCAUUGCCUUUCCCCCUCCUCCGAAAUAGGCAUUAGCCGUCUUCUCAACUUUGUUGCAGCUCUCUGGUUUCUGCUUUUUUGUUGAUGUCUAAAGUUAAUGUUAAGGAAAUGUAGCUACCAUGCCAUUCCAUGGCUUUCUCCUUUCUAGUUGGAUUUCAUUCUUGUGCAUUGGGUGCACCCCACAAGACAUUUAACCUCAAGCCAAAAUCUUUGGCGUCAUAGUAUAAUAAUAGUAAAAGAGUCUGAACUUUGACCAUAAUGAACGAGGAGGUUCUGAAUCAGGUUCACUCUCUUGUAAUUUCAAUCCGACAUUAUAGUAUAUGAUUCGAGUUCGACCCGUCUAAGCAAUGAUUGAUACAGAAUGAGUAGAUGAUUAGCAAGAAGGAAGCAGUUGUUGUACAUUGGGAAGGAAGAAUCAAUUGGAAUUCGAGUU